This is a messenger RNA of Nicotiana tabacum (common tobacco), 1075 nucleotides long. RefSeq lists its product as uncharacterized. Gene Ontology annotation, biological process: regulation of secondary shoot formation. Lineage: Eukaryota; Viridiplantae; Streptophyta; Magnoliopsida; Solanales; Solanaceae. The record is from RefSeq and is a predicted model, not a curated record. Gene Ontology annotation, cellular component: nucleus. Gene Ontology annotation, molecular function: sequence-specific DNA binding; DNA-binding transcription factor activity.
CAGAAGUAUUAGCUUUGUCAACUUCAUCCGUUGCAGCUAGAGUAUUUGUGUUUAUAAUAUAGAGCAGACAAUGUAUAACUCAAGCAACUACACCUACAAUUACAACCCCAUUUUCUCAUCUAAUAUAUUCAACAUCCCUUCUCCUUGUAUGCAAUAUGAACACGAAUUUUUCUUCCAAUAUUACCAUGAUCAACUUCAACAGAAUCUUGAUGAUACCUUAGCUGAGAUCAGUACUGAGACUGCCAUUAUUAACACGGCAGAUUCCAACAAAGACGACGCUUUAAUAAGUAGAAAUGAACUUGAACAAGAGGAAGGAUGUGAGAAUAAAAAGGGUAAAAUAAGCAGCAACAAGAGAGUGUCUAAGAAAGAUAGACACAGUAAGAUUAACACAGCUAAAGGCCCGAGAGACCGAAGAAUAAGACUUUCAAUUGAUAUUGCUCGCAAUUUUUUCAAUUUACAAGACAUGUUGAGGUUCGAGAAGGCCAGCAAAACUCUGGAGUGGUUGCUUAUAAAGUCAAAAUCUGAUAUCAAGGAGCUCUCGAAAGGUCGCCUAAGCAAAUUAAGCUGCACUACUGUUAUAGGUGCAAAUAGUGAAUCCUCUACUUCUGAAUGUGAAGUUGUAUCAGAAAUUGAUGAAUCUCCAUCUAAUCAUAAGGCAAAUGCUAAAGGAAAUUCUUGCAACAAGGAGAAGGAGAAGAAGAAGAAGGAGAAGGAGAAAUCAGUUCGUCGAGCUGCAUUUUAUCAUCCAUUUGCAAAAGAAUCAAGGAAACAAGCAAGAGAGAGGGCAAGGGAGAGAACAAAACUAAAGAAAAACUUUUGUAAAUCUCAUCAUUUGAACUUAAGAUCUUGGAAUUUCUCCGAAGGGGGCGAAGAAUCAGCGGGAUAUAUUAGCAUGAAUCUUCCUUGUCAAGAAAUGCAAGCUGAAAUAGUUGAAGAACUCACCUCCCACAAUGAGAAGCAGCUUUUAUUAGGGAUUAAAGAAAACAUUGCUAAUGAUUGUAAUUUGGUGGCUACUGGCAAUUGGAGCCCAAAUGCCAUUUUCAACUAUCAACAAAAUGCUGGAAUUCCUCAUGAG